Messenger RNA from Diabrotica balteata, 270 nucleotides. The record is from the annotation of a GenBank genome assembly. NCBI's taxonomy places the organism in Eukaryota, Metazoa, Arthropoda, Insecta, Coleoptera, Chrysomelidae.
AUGGUCACGAAUAGUAUCAACUGGGAAAAAGAUAACCAAGAUUCUGCAGUAAAGGCUGAUGAAUAUUCUGAAAGCAUGAUGAAAGACAUACUCGUUCAAAAGUACAGAGAUAAAAUUAAAAGUCUAGAGAAAGAGAAUAAUUUUCAAAGAGAGGCUCUUGCAACAAAGGGAAAAACAAGAAAUGCAACUCCGAGCGCAACCGAAAAAGCAGUAAGAUUUCAACAUGACAUCGUGUCGAAAUAUAAACAGUUGUUAGCUGAAAGCGAAUAA